GUCUACUACCGCCCCGGGGCACCGUUCUGGGACCUACGCUAAGGCGGCAGCAGAUUGUACUGCGGGCUGGACAAAAGGAACCUGGUGAUAAGGCUAGAGCAGGGAGUGGGGCGCCCAAUCGGGCAAAUAUUCCCAGAUAAGCACAAGUAUGAAAUAAAACCAGUGUGGGGCCUCGCACAUGAAACGACAGCCAAUCAGUGACGAGCGCGUGGGAGUCUGUCCGGAAGAUGAAAUAUUAUGGGCAGCCCAUAGACAGCUAGAGAAGAUGAGGGUCUUCAUUUACCGCGUCUUUGCAGUCAUCUCACUCUUCGUCUUGGCGCCUUACCUGCUCGCCGCCUAUGUCGCGACGGUGGCGUGGCGGCACGUGUACCUGCGCGUGGCGCGCUGGCGCUGGCCAGACCUGGAGGUAGUGUCGCCGGUGACGGUGCGCGCGCUCAUGGACACGCGCCGCAACCAGGCGCUGCUCACCGCCGUCGUCGGGCUGCGCACCGCCGUCGACCUGGCCGCCCUGCAGGCGCGCGUCAGCGAGCGGCUGGUGGAGCUGUGUGAGCCUGGCGGCGGGCUGCGCUACCCGCGGCUGCGCUACGCGCUGACCACGGCGUGGGGGCGGUACGCGUGGCGCGAGGAGGACGUGUUCCAGCUGGAGGCGCACGUGGUGGCGGCGCCGUCGCUGCCCGCGCCCGCCGUCGACCACCCGUGGGCGCAGCAGGCGGCCAGCGACGUGGCCGGCAGGUUCCUGCCGCAACACCUCUCGCCCUGGCAGGUCGCCCUGCUGCCCGGCGGCCGCGUCGUCCUCAUCCGCCUGCACCACCUUCUGCAGGCAGAGGGCCCGCGGCUGCUGGACAUGGUGUCGGCCGUGUGCGCGGCGGCGCUGCUGCAGGAGGACGACGAGAUACCACCGCCGAUGCCCACCCCCUCGCCGCCACCCGCGCCGCCUACGCCGGUGCUGCGCGCACUGCCUGCGCUGUGGGCGGCGCUGCAGGAAACGAGUAAGGACGCUCUGCGAGCGGCGGUGGCCCGCUGGGAGCCAAAGGGCGGCGCCGCCCCCAGGGACCUGCCGGCGUUGCUGGCCGUAGUGGCGGGCGCGUGGGCGGCAGCCGGGUGCGAGGAGCUGACCAACAAGACGCGCCGCCACCACAUCACCACGGCGGACGCCCUGCGCGCCAUCUCGCCGCCCGCCGUCUUCUGGGCGUCUCUCAGGGUGUGGUGGUGGGUGGCGGUGGUGGCGGCGGUGCGGCUGCCGCUGUGGUGGGCGGUGCAGGUGGCGCAGCUGGUGGUGCGGGGGCGGCGGUCGGCGUUGGCGGCGCAGUGGCGGCUGGCGGCGGCCGCGGGGGCGGAGCUGCGCUGGCUGUGCCUGCAGCUGCUGGACGGCCCGCUGGCGAUGCUGCGGCAGGCGCUGCACCCGGGGAACGCCAGCGCCAGGUCCAUGCGCGCCGGCUCCUUCACCGGCCGCAAGGUGGUAGCGUGGUCUCGGCGCGUGCAGCUGCCACAGGGUGCGGACGCGACGUCGCUGCUGGCGGCCGCCACGCUGUCGCUGCGCUGCUACUUCCAGUCACUGCACGCGGCCAGCUGCGAGGACGCAGUCUGCUCGUGCCCGUGCCCUCUGCCCGCACGCGUGCUCUGCCUGGCCGGCGUGGCGCAGCGACCUGGCCUACUCGCGCUGCCGCUGCCCACCAACCCGGCCUGCGACUUCGCCGCGCCGGGACACCCGCAGGCCGCGGAGACGCUGUGGCUGGUGCGGCACGAGCUUCGGCUUGCUCGCCGCCAGCAGGCGCUGCUGCAGCGCUUCCUGAGCGGCGGCAGCGCCUUGCCGCGGCUGCUGCCCUCGACGCUGGUGCGCGUUCUGCUCAACGCCGCGUCGCGCUGCUACCCUGUGCGCGUCUCCAUCAUUCCCGCCGUCGACGAGCUGGUGCCCGCCUCCGAGAGCCUCGUCCUCUGGCAGCCGCCCCAGGGAAACGUCUGCCUGUCGCUAUCACUGCUGCUGGAGAAAGACGGGACGAGCUGCCGGCUGGCCGUCAUGGCAGACGCUUUCGUGACGCCGCAUCACGCCGCCAUCGCAGAGGCCUUCCCCGACGCGGUGAACACCAUAGCCCAGGUCAUGCAGGAGCAGCGACAACGGCCUGCCCAAAGAUCGAGGUCCCAGUCGCCGGACCCAACUCACAAGUCAGCCAUUGCGUCACGGCCAGAGACGCCGCUGCCUUCGCCCGGCAAGACCCCACCGCCGACCCCGACACCUGACAAGACGCCGCCCCCGACGCCACAUCCGUCAAGCCCGGGUUCGUCGUCACCGCCUCCAGCGCCAUCCCCGCCGUCAACUCCAUCUCCGCCACCUGCACAGCAGCUGUCGCCGCCAGGCUCACAACACGCCUCACCACCCAUGCCACCAAGAUCACCACACUAGACUUGUGAGGACGCGAUCGUCACGAUAAACGCACUAAAGUGAAAGCACUAUCACUGUACUUGCCUUUCUCUUCCGAUGUUGUGUUGAAGCGCCCUCCAGUGCACACCACCUGAUGAUAGUUUCCAUUCAAGUACCUGCAACGUAGUUUGACUUCUAUUAAAAUACGCAAAAUAAUAUCACAGAUGAGCAGCACUUGUAUUUAUCUUCGCAUGUUUAUAAAUACACACCAUAUGAUACCGUGUGGUAUGAAGUUACUGAUUUCUCUUUAACUAGACCAUAUAUUUCUACAGAACGCUUGAAGAAACCAAAUUCUGAAACAGAUCUGUGUCAGUUUAAUUAAAAUAUGCAUAUGAUUAUGGAGCAUUAAUAAUUGUCAAUUAUUAUAAAACAAUUUUAUUUUGAGUUCCAGUUGCCAAUUGCUACAGGUAUGGCCAGUUUUGGCAGUUAAGUCCUCAUCAGCUAUCUGAUGACGUCAUAAACGUCGAAAUGAGUCAUAGCUACGAAAAAUGUGCGACUGGGAAUGAGUUUUUUUUAAGGUAAUUAUAAAAAUAAAAAUAUUUUAUCUUGGCAAUUUUAUGUUGCCACUUUUAAUGGAAUGUAUUUUCAUUCUUUCAUUCAGUGAAGUUUCAUUCACAUUUCAGAAUAAAAAUUUCGUCUUACAACCAAUACAAGUACAUAAUGAAACAACAUAAUUUUCGUUGUGUCUCGCUAUAGGAUGACGAAAUCAGUAACAGACGUAAAACGUUUGCGACUGGGACUGAACUGUUUUAAAGUAAUUAAGAAAUUAAAAAUAUUUUAUUUUGCGACUUUUAUGUUGCCACUUUUAAUGGCAUGCAUUUACACUCACUGAUGUUUCAAGAUAAUCACUCUGCCACAGCUGUUACAACACUACAAAUUAGUUACAUGUGGCAAUAGAAUCCUCCAAUUUCCCUGUGCUGUUAUUAUUGCUGGUAAUUCACAUUCCUCGUUACUUUGUUAUCAGAGAGACAACAUUAUUUACAAAAAUCUAAAUUUAUCAACAACUGUAAUCUGCCAAAAAUGCAAUAAAUAGUGCCUAAACAAAAUUAUGAAAAAUAAUUAGAAAGAGGUUUCAAACUCUGUAAACUUGGAUAAGAAUCGUCAGACUACAAGAGUUUCUGAUUCUUAGUUUCUGUUACAUGUUUGAUAAAAGCAAGAGCAGAAAUAUAUAGAAUAUUGAAUCUUACCUACACAGAAAAGAAUAAACAAUGAGAAUGUAUAUUUACUGCAUGAAGGAAAAGUGCUCAGUAAUUUACAAUAUAUGUAAUUGAAUCAUGUAACAAUAGUAUUAUUUCAUUAAAAACAACUUUGUGUAGUAGACAGUUUUUUCUUCACCUUGAAAACCAUGAAAAAAUUUCCGUAUAUGUAUAAAUGACACUGAGCCUCUUACCUGUGGCUUCUAUCACUAUAAUGGUAAAAAGACUAUGAGACUAAAUGACGGAAAAUUAUGUUUUCACACUCAUUUCUUCAAAUGACUAUGGAGAAAGAAGACACAAAAAGAAAAACUUUAGUUAUACUUUUACUGUUAUGUACUUUAAGCAUUAAAUUAUGUAUAUUACAUUAGCUGUAUUCCAUUGAAACCACAGAGAGCGAUCUAUGGCACCCGGAAAUUAAUCAAAAACAUACAUUUUUUCAUG
This is a messenger RNA of Schistocerca piceifrons (Central American locust), 4056 nucleotides long. RefSeq lists its product as uncharacterized. The transcript is spliced from 9 exons. The record is from RefSeq and is a predicted model, not a curated record. NCBI's taxonomy places the organism in Eukaryota, Metazoa, Arthropoda, Insecta, Orthoptera, Acrididae. Bases 179 to 2401 code for a protein of 740 amino acids.